CCGACGAAAUACAGACACCAUUCAGUCGUGUUGAGGCAGUUGGCGACGUAGCAACUUUAGCUUUCUCUCGAUCCCUCACGGUCCUCAAGUCGGGUUGGCUGGACGAAACCGAAUCGAGCUUAGUUGUUGGUUGAGUGUUGUUCGUGCACACCAUAAGGUGAAGGACAGCUGUGCGAGCGAGCGGUCUGGUGGAGCCACUCUGAAAUAAGAAGGUCAGCAGAUUAGAGAAGAGAGAGCAAAAAUCCAGUAGUGCAUUCAAUAACAGCAGCAGCCGAGCGGGCCAUCAAAGUUCGACAAUAAUUAGUUGCAGUUCGAUCUCGUGUUACAUGUCACGCGUAACAUAUUCAGUUAUUAGUGUUUUUAUUUGUUUUAAAAUAAAUGCAUCUUUGAGCAAUCUUGAAACAUUCUAAAAUCGUUUAGUGUUGUUCUUGGGAAAUCUAUCCAGAGAGUUCUCUGCCCUGUGCUUGUGUAUUCUGGUGAAUUAUUCAUAGACUAUCAAAGUGGUGCAGCAGUGGAAAGCGGGGUGUUCAGCCAAGUGAGUCAACCAAAGCACGCGAAGGAAGUAUCAAAGGUGAUUGGACUUGACUGUGAGACGCUGAGUACAGGAAGUUAUUUCUUUGAAUUAGCCUGAUUAAAGAAACUGUGAUCAGUAGUGCCGGCAAGGGAAACACCUAGGCAAGUGCGUCAUAUAUUCGUGAAAAUUAUUGAGCGAAACACCGGAAGCUAUAAUCAGCUUGUUUUCUUGAAAUUCGCCUUUGAAUUGAAAACUUACUCAAAGAAGUGGAACGAGACGAGCCGAGCUCCCAAGGCGGGAAUCAAAUAGAGACAGACGAAGCAGGAGAAGAAGGUGAACAUCUGCCUCGGGAAAGACGACCGGGAAACGUAAACAUAUACAUACGGGCAAAAGUGCAGUAAUAGCAACAGCAGCAGCGCGGCAAACAGCAAAGCCAAUCGUAUACACACCGGAAAAGCGAGAAGAAAUAAGAGAACCACAAAACAGCGCACGGGCGUCAUACGGCAUCGGGGCCUAAAAUCUUGCUGCAGCAGUCGUGCGUUUACGACCUACUCCAAUAACAGUGCGCAGCGUGCUUAAGGGCACGUGUGUCGUCCUACAGAACAACCCAGUUUAAGAUUCCGGCCAAACAGCAGAAAACCACAAUGCAGGUAGAAAGUGCAGCAAAGUGGCGCGUACCGCCGCUGGAUCUAUCCGCCGUCAGUGUGCUUUCGAACGAAAGCGAUCGCCGGUGGAGUAAUAAUCACGGACUCCAUCAUGGCUCCGGCCAACCCCCGCUUCCACCACCGCCAAAGAAGAUCCAGUACGGUGCCGACGGUUUACCGAUUGAUCCCCGGGAUUGGACCCGCGCCAACGUGUGGACCUGGCUCAUUAACCUCGCCCAAUCCGAAGGGUUGGACAUCAGCCCCGAGCUGGCACAGAAGUUUCCCAUGAAUGGGAAAGCCCUCUGCCUCAUGAGCUUGGACAUGUACCUCAGCCGAGUUCCGGUGGGCGGAAAGAUGCUCUACCGGGAUUUCCGGGUGCGGCUUGCUCGAGCCAUGAGCUUAUAGAUCUGUGUUUCAGCUGCAUACUAUGCCCAACAAAUGGCAAUAAUAAAGAUGCCCAAAUCUCCUCAGUAAUGUUAUGAGUAUUUAGAAAUAAGUGUGUUAAAUCCAAGUGUUUCGACAAUGCAUUAUAUUUUUUCUAGACUAGUGGUUACCAAUUUAGCUGACUUCCAAAGUUCCACAAUGUGUUGCGAAAUGCAUCAGAAUGUUUAUCAAAUCUCAAAUAUAUAGCAAAACUACUAAUUUAGCCCAAAUACAUCAAACCAAUAUACUUAAAUUUAUCCUGUAAGAAAAAGCAUCAAUUUGAAUGAUGCUCAGUAUUUUUUUUUUCUACUAUCCUAUCGUAUAUCUUUUGAAGGUACAUUUUCGUGGGAAUUUGUUUGUGUAUAUACGGUUGCUAGGAAUAAGUAAUCUAGUCAAUAAAUCAUUUUCAAAAAUUGCCUUUGUUUAGAUACUGAAAGAAAACAACCAUUAACAUCUUUAUAUAUACAGAUAGGUAAUUUUGACUACAACAUCGCAAUGCUUGUUUCAUGCCGGUGACUCUCUAACCUCG
Aedes albopictus (Asian tiger mosquito) is the source of this 2110-nucleotide messenger RNA. RefSeq names its product ETS homologous factor (gene edl). Gene Ontology annotation, molecular function: sequence-specific DNA binding. The record is from RefSeq and is a predicted model, not a curated record. Bases 1159 to 1563 code for a protein of 134 amino acids. Lineage: Eukaryota; Metazoa; Arthropoda; Insecta; Diptera; Culicidae. The transcript has 2 exons.